CACACCCUAACUAACCUUUUAAAACACACACAUACACAUAAAUCAAAACAACAACUUAUAUCGUUGUUCUUUCACUUGCCCUAAAUUCUGUUUCCUUGAACAUUUCCUUUGAACAUAUAAUAAUCAUCCAAAAUGGGCACAAAUGUAGUCAAUGAUAAUCAUCUUUACACUUCCUUAAACAACUUCAAAUUGGAAAUUACCAAUAAUGUAAAAAGCAGUUUUUCACUUUGUUUUUGGAUUUUUUUACCCACAGAUUCAUCCCCUUUUCCUUCUACACUUAUUCACCAGAACAAUUCUGAUAUAGUUGGUGCUAGACCUUUUCUUGCAUUGGCUGCAAGUAGAGAAAUGGUGCUUUACCCGAUUGGUAAGGAUACAAGUCCGAUUAUUCAAGGCCUAUGUGCAAGAACCAAGAAUGAAAUACCUUUGAAUAAAUGGGUUCAUGUCGGUUGUGAGGUAUGUACUGAUGUUAUCCGAAUUUACUUUAAUGGUGCGAUUGCUGGGGAGAUGCGUGUAACCUGCACAUCUGAUAGUCUAAAAAAGAUAUCCUUAGUUGGUGCUAAUGAAAAUGACUCGAUUGAUGUCCAUGGUGUGGAGAUCUUGCCUACCAUGUCAUGUAUUAAAGAUUAUUUUGUUAAGAACCCUCCAGUACAACUUUAUUUUGAUGCUAUGAGUGUCAGAAAUAUCGAAGAAGAUAGUGACGGUGUGUGGAGUGUUGUUGGUGGGAAGGCAUCUUUUUGUAGGAAUUUCUCAAUGAAUGUUGCUCUCAUGAAUGCAUUUGGGCACACAGUGAAUAAAGAAAUGGAGGUUGUUGCUACACUUACAUAUGCUGACAAUGGGGCACCCGUUGAAAAACUAGAUGAUUCAGAAGCUCCGUUAUUGACAAUUAAUGAUGGAAUCGAGUUCGCUUCUUGGGAUAGACCAAUUAAACUAAUCGAUGGGCAUGCUUCAUUUAGGCUUAAGAUAUCUCAGCUUUCAUCGAAGUGUGAUAACAGGCUGUUUCGUAUUAAAUUUUGUGUUACAAAAAUGGGGAAAAGACACCGUUUUCUUGAAGCAUAUUCGCCUUUGAUGCGAUGUAUUUCACCUAGCCUCAAUGCACGUCCAUCUACUUUGAUUUGGAAACGGUCAACCUCUGCCAUGCAUGUUGUUGGUGGAACAUCUUGGCUCAAUGGUGGUUCACUAGAAGCUGUGAAUAAUGUUGUUCAUGAGGCAAAACCGGCUCCAUCAUCAAAACGGAUCAAGUUGGGUCAAGGAAUUCCCUUUAUGAGCACAAAAUCUGAUAAUUUGUUGAAACAACGUGAUCCUGGAAUCAAUGAGGAUGCAACAUUGAACUGUAAGACUUUGACUCCAGAACUCAGACCAGAAACAAAUGAACGUACGGCUUUGACUCCAGAUGUCAGGCAAGAAACACAUGAACGGACGUGCAACACAUCAUCUGAUUCUGAUAGUGGUGAAGCAACAAACACGUGUGACGGAAGUCCAAUUUCAGAUGUAGCUGUCUUCAAAUACUGUCUUGGAAGCUUGACCGAAAGGUCUCAACUUCUAAAGGAACUUUCAAGUUUAGUUUCUGAAAAAGAUAUUAUGGUCUUUGCAGUUCAGGUUUCCCAGUUUACAGGCUGUCUUCAUCAUCGGAACCAAAUAAGAAUUUCAAAGAGAAUGAUAGAGGACGGAAUGAAGGUUUGGAACUUGUUAUCACAAAACAACUGCAAUGUCUCGUGGAAUAAUAUGAUUCUUGUGAUCCGUGACCAGUUCAUGAGAAUUUCUUGCUGCCGGAACAGAUAUCUGGCAUUACAGGAUUUUGAGGUCUUGAGGAGUAUAAGUGGUUGCCAGGAGCAUGUGAGUAAAGAAAACUUUGAAAAGUUGUGGUGUUGGCUGUACCCCGUGGCUUUCGGUUUGUCACAAAAUGGGCUUAAUGAAAUGUGGGAUUCAAGAUGGAUUGAAGGACUCAUUACAAAAGAAGAAGCGGAAGUUUCACUUCAUGGCCCGGGAAACUGCCUUGUGGACCCUGGUACAUUCGUCCUCAGGUUUCCUACCUCAAGAAGCUGGCCCCACCCUGAUGCCGGUAAUCUUAUUGUCACUUAUGUUGGUAGCGACUUUGUCAUACACCACAGGCUGCUCUCUCUUGACUUCUUUCAUAGUUGUCUUGCGAAUGAGAUGCCUGGAAAAUCACUGAAAGAGAUGCUACUUGAGGAGCGUGAGCUGUCUCGUCUAGGAAGAAUUACAAGAAGACCUUUACUGCGUGUUUGAAAUCUACGUAGUUAUAUAGUUUGGUGCACGGGUAUCCCAAAUGUGACAUUUCCAUGAUAGGUUUUCAUUAGUUUCUAAUGGCUGGUAUCUUUCUUGACUCUACGCGCGCCCUUUUUGCCUGUAUAUAUUGAGAUCAAUGCAAAUAUCUUGUUGAGCUGCGUUAUCAUUAA
This is a messenger RNA of Erigeron canadensis, 2414 nucleotides long. RefSeq names its product SH2 domain-containing protein A-like. The transcript has 12 exons. Lineage: Eukaryota; Viridiplantae; Streptophyta; Magnoliopsida; Asterales; Asteraceae. Gene Ontology annotation, biological process: regulation of transcription by RNA polymerase II; signal transduction. The record is from RefSeq and is a predicted model, not a curated record. Gene Ontology annotation, molecular function: DNA-binding transcription factor activity, RNA polymerase II-specific; RNA polymerase II cis-regulatory region sequence-specific DNA binding. The coding region runs from base 133 to 2244 and encodes 703 amino acids.